AUGAAGGGGUCCCAACACUCCUCCUCGGCCAAGAGGAUUCAGAAGGAGCUGGCCGAGAUUAGCCUUGACCCGCCUUGCAACUGUUCUGCUGGUCCAAAAGGGGACAAUAUUUAUGAGUGGGUGUCGACCAUUGUUGGACCAUCAGGGUCGCCCUAUGCCGGUGGCGUAUUCUUCCUCGAUAUUACAUUUCCACAUGAUUAUCCAUUUAAGCCACCAAAGAUUGUCUUCCGCACGCGCAUCUACCACUGCAAUGUUAAUAGCCAGGGCCAAAUUUGCUUGGACAUACUUAAGGACCAGGCAAGUGCUUGGAGCCCGGCGCUGACAAUUUCCAAGGUGCUCCUCUCCGUUUGCUCCCUCCUCACGGACUGCAACCCGAACGACCCUUUGGUUGGCAGCAUUGCCCAGCAAUAUUUGACUGACCGAGAUGCGCAUGAUCGCACGGCCGCGGAGUGGACCAAGCGCUACGCGCAGGGCUAAGGCGUGUCAUGGAAGCUUAUCUGGAGUGGGGCAGGGUUGGCCGGGAGGAAGUCUUGUUGCAAAAGUGUGUUUGUUUGCGUCGGGCUGUUCACGUGCCGGCAAGUGCCCGGCGCUCAGCAGUGCUCGUACGCUCGUGGAGUUUGGGCCACGCCAAUGCAGAUAGCAUGUAUGAAGGCAGGAUUUUUCGGUUUUCACCCUAGUGCGUUUUGCCCGGGUUAAACGUAUCCUUCGGGAAUGAAUGCGGGUUCUUUAGCAUUAGCAGAGUUCUUCGGAUGUGUAGGCUGUAGUGGAUAUUUUAGUUUUAGAUACCUUGGCGAAAUGGCGCCAGAAGGGACCUUUAAAAUUGUACGUAGCUGUCCGGUUUGGAGUCGAUGAUGCGGUUGAGCAGUCCGCUGCUCGUAAAUGUAGGCUGUGGUGGUCUUGAAAUUAGGACCAUGCCGGAUCACGUACUUACUGUACAGAAUGUCAGGACUUCGUAUUAGUUGUAUGGCUAGCGAGGUGUGAGGCUAGCGUUUCCACGGGCUGCAGCUACUGGCCGAUGCAACGGGGCCGCGCUCCGGGAAUGGUCAGGUAGUUGUCAAUGUGGAAAUUCAUAAGUGCUCGUUUGCACAUGUAUAAGGAUGGGUUUUCUAAGCAUGCCCCGUUCCAUGUCACCAAAAAUUCUCGUUACCCUGCAUACACUGCAUCGCCUGCAAAAAUGCUAUGGAAUGGAAAGUCGCAUCAUUCGCACGUAUAGACGGAUGCAUGUUGUGCCACCAAACAAUAGAUACCAUACAGGCCUACCUGUUGAACGUACAUCAUGGGGUUCAUAUGGAGUGUUGAUAACUGAAAUCCUGAACAUGUGCCCGACGGCCAGCGCGAGCUUCAGUGAGCUAAUUUUCCUAACUUCUGUCAGGGGAACUCACCACAGGUAAGAUACACCUUCAUGUACCUAGCCACCAUGAAACGGACAACAAAUCUCUUGUUGCAGUGGGAGGAACUAAUCUCUUGUAACCCGAACGCAACAAGAGCCCCAAGUGUGUGGGGCUGCGCCGUGCAACAGGACCUGUUCCUACAACUCAAAUGAGCCAAUAUACAGAAUGUACGCGGCGUAUCAACCGAAGCGAGGAUGCAAAUCACCAACCCCUGCAGAUUCCACACGUGUGUCACCGUACAGGCCGCCUCCACGACAGCUGCAAGGGAGUUUUUUCGCCAACAUGCAACAUUCC
This is a messenger RNA of Volvox carteri f. nagariensis, 1685 nucleotides long. RefSeq lists its product as uncharacterized. The coding region runs from base 1 to 477 and encodes 158 amino acids. The record is from RefSeq and is a predicted model, not a curated record. Gene Ontology annotation, cellular component: nucleus. Lineage: Eukaryota; Viridiplantae; Chlorophyta; Chlorophyceae; Chlamydomonadales; Volvocaceae. The transcript has 5 exons. Gene Ontology annotation, molecular function: ubiquitin conjugating enzyme activity. Gene Ontology annotation, biological process: protein polyubiquitination.